GAGAACCUCAGAGCGUGCUUAUAAAAUCACCGCACAACUUUGAGAUUAUUUCAGUUGCGAUCGUUUUACCGGCGAAGUUGGAAGUGUAAACAAAACAGAAGAAAAUGAAGUUUAUUUUGAUUCUACCGAUGAUUGUUGCUGUAUCAAGUGCUCGAAAGCUUGAUGAGAAAUUUGCUUGGAAGGAAUUAGACUUUGCUUGGCCAUCUGAAGAGGCAAAACAGGAAGCCAUCCGAUCAGGGAAAUACAUUGAGAGUCACAACCUUCCAUUAGGCUUGGAUAUCUGGCAAGACAAACUUUUCAUAACCGUUCCCAGAUGGAAAAGUGGAGUAGCAAGCUCAUUGAACUAUGUGAAACUUUCGGAAUUAGAAAGAUCGCCAGUUCUUUACCCUUAUCCAUGUUGGGAAGCUCAUGACCUUCCACAUGACGUUCCCUCAACUGAAGGCGAUGCUAAUUAUGGUGGUGGUCGAACAGAUGCCAAGGGAGCUGAGAAAGUUGAGAAUAUUCUUGAGAAGAAUAACGAAACAAUUGUCAGCACAUUCAGAAUUCGUAUUGAUGAAUGUGAUCGUUUAUGGGUCAUGGAUAGUGGAUUGGCUGAUAUCUUAGGAUCACCCAAGCAAUUGGCACCGAAUUCCAUUGCUAUUUUCGACUUAAACACCAACAAACUCAUCAGAAGGUUCAUCAUUCCCGCUGAUCAAGUCAAAGAAGAUUCUUUCUUCGCCAACAUUAUUGUCGACACACAAACUUCACAUUGUGGUGAUGCUUUCGCAUAUCUUCCUGACUUGGGUUCAUAUGCUGUCGUUGUUUAUGAUUUCAAGAACGAUCAUUCAUAUCGUGUCAAACAUAAUUUCUUCCACUUCGAUCCAUUACAAGGUGACUUGACUGUUGCUGGUGUCAACUUCCAAUGGACUGACGGUGUGUUUGGAAUGGCUUUAGGAAAGCCAACGAACGAGCAUGGAGAUCGCACAGUUUACUUCCACGCUCUUGCAUCAACAAAAGAAUUUUCGGUUCCAAACACUGUUUUGAAGAACGAAACUUUUGCAACAUCAAAUGACGCUUACUUUGCUUACACACUCUUAGGAGAUCGUGGUCCUAAAUCUCAAUCAACUGCUGAACAUUACGAUGACAAAACUGACGUCAUUUUCUAUACACAAAUUAAUCGUGAUGCUGUAGGCUGCUGGAACAUCAAUAAACCUUUCACACCCGAGAAUCAAGGUCUCGUCGAUUCAGAUAGCGAUGCUUUGGUAUUCCCAAAUGAUCUUAAGGUUGACAAUGAUGGAACGUUAUACGUUCUCAGUGAUAGAAUGCCUUUGUUCAUUUAUGGAACAUUAAAAUCCGAAUAUAAUUAUCGAAUUUUAACAGGAAAAACAUCAGAGAUAAUCACCGGAACUCCAUGUGCUUAAAGUUCCUUUUUUAAUUUUAAGUUUUAUUUUGCAUAACUUUUCUAAAAGCAAUAAAUUUCCAAGAGCUUUCAUAAAAGCUCAAAAAAAUUUUUGGAAACAAAGAAAACUUUUUUUUUCUCAUCAUCAAAGAUGACGACUAAUUAAUUUUAUUUCAAUUUACUAUCAUCAUUCAUACAUUUUUUUAUAAUUGCACACUAAAUUUGAUUGCUGCAAGUCUAAUUUCACACAAUUUCAAUUUCAAAUUUCUUUUUUUUACUAAAUAAUUAUCAGACGAUGUGCAAAUAAAAAUAAAAUAAAACGUAAAUCAAAACAACAAAUACGUUGAUGUUGUUUUGGAAGAAUUUAUGUGUUAAUUGAAGGGAGGAGAGAAAAAAACAAAGGAACGAAAACCAACAGACUUGUCAACUAUUUUACAUAUGAUUUGCUGACUUGCAUUGUCGAAUAGCUUCGUUGAAACCUUCGCAAAGUGACAAAUCGGAUUGUUGUUGAGCACAUUGAAGGAAUUGUUUGAUCUCCCAUGCACAUGGGCCUGAUGAUGAUUGUUCUGAUGAAGCUUGUUGAGUCGCAACUGGUUGUGAGGCAUUGUCUUGUGUUGCUGGUGCAUCUGAAGAUCCUCCACUAAACAUUCCCGUAAUUGCAUGUCCCAUAGUGUGUCCAAUUGCAACACCAGCAGCGGUUGAUGCAAUGUUAGCCAUCAUUCCAGGUCCCUGAGAUGGUGCAGCCAUUGGUGGAGCAACAGCCGUUGGUGGCGGUGCCGCUGCAACUGGAGCUUUUGUUGGAGCAGCAGCUUGUUUAGGAGGCGCAGCCAUUUGUCUGCGAGAUGCUGGUGGUGGAGAAGCUGAUCUUCCUCUUCGUGGCAUUUUGAAAUGUUUAUUAUUUAUUCUUGGUAUCAAAUUAAGACUUUUCUGAACUUUAGAUUUUGCUUUUACGAGCUUUGAUUAAAGACUGAGCAUGAAAGAAGCGAA
Clunio marinus is the source of this 2365-nucleotide messenger RNA. The record is from the annotation of a GenBank genome assembly. Lineage: Eukaryota; Metazoa; Arthropoda; Insecta; Diptera; Chironomidae.